AUGGCAAACGUGGGGGAAUCCUACGCCUACGGUGCCUCCACCGAUGCGUCGUCGAGCCCGUUCGCCAAGGCGAAAGCACAACUCGAACGAAGAGUGCAAACUAUAUUAGAUCGCUCUGUCCCGUUCAUCGCCCAGCGUUGGUCGUUCUACGCCUUUGUGGCGUUCGUGUACGCCGUGCGAGCGUACUUCUUGAAGGGGUACUACAUCGUCACGUACGGACUGGGGAUUUAUAACCUCAAUCUGUUGAUCGGGUUCUUGUCGCCGCAGCGCGACCCUGAGUCAUUGCGGAGUGGAAACGAUGGACAAGAUGGUCCGUCUUUACCGACGAGGAACGAGCAGGAGUUUAAACCGUUCGUGCGAAGACUCCCAGAGUUUAAAUUUUGGUGGAUGAGCCUGAAAUCGAUCGGCACGGCGUUUUGCAUGACGUUUUGCCCGGUGUUCGACGUGCCGGUGUUCUGGCCGAUCUUGUUGAUGUACUUUUUUAUGCUCUUCUUCAUGACGAUGAAGCAGCAGGUGAAACACAUGAUUAAACAUAAGUACGUGCCGUUUACGACGGGGAAGCCGACGUUCGGUGGGGGAUCGAGCGUCGGCGCGAGUGGGUUGCAGAAGAACUCAGACUAA
Molecule: messenger RNA, 621 nt
Organism: Ostreococcus tauri
Lineage: Eukaryota; Viridiplantae; Chlorophyta; Mamiellophyceae; Mamiellales; Bathycoccaceae
Product: Retrieval of early ER protein Rer1
Exons: 1
Coding region: 1-621 (206 amino acids)
Biological process (GO): protein retention in ER lumen; retrograde vesicle-mediated transport, Golgi to endoplasmic reticulum
Cellular component (GO): Golgi membrane
Source: RefSeq, a predicted model, not a curated record